GCCGAUUACGGUUUUGUGUUUGUUUGAUCUAGCGCCCUGAAAGAGCAGAGUAAUCCUGGAAAAGUAAUCAGAGUCGACUUUUAUCAUCCAUCGGUGACUCUUGAAUGUUUAUAAGAUGUUUCAGGAUCUUUCAGUUUUUCCUGAGGAGGUCCAGCAGCUGUCAAUGAUCAAAGAAGAGAAUUCCCCUAAGCAGGAGGAGAGGAGCUCCAGUCUAAACCAGAAGAUUUGUGAGCCUCUGCGCAUUAAAGAGGAACCAGAGGAACUGUUGAGGAGUCAAGAGGGAGAGCAUCUUCAAGGGCCAGAGGAAGAUGAUAUCAAGUUCAGUUUUGUUCCUGUUUCUGUGAAGAGUGAAGAUGAUGAAGAGAAACCUCAGUCCUCACAGCCUCAUCAAAGACAACCUGGACAGAUUGAAACAGGAGCUGCUGGAGAGGACUGUAGACCAGAGACACAGGUAGACAGGUACAUUGACCCAGACAGAGAUUUACAUCUAGAGACUGAGGUCAAGACUGAAGACUCUUCUGAUCCUGAGACUGAUGACAGUGCUGAUUGGCGGGAGACAACAGAACACCAGUCAGGUUUAAACUCAGCAGAAAACAUCUCAGAGGGAGCAAAGACGGAAAAGAAAUCACAUAGCUGCUCCAAAUGUGGUAAAAAAUAUAAAUACAAAUGUCGACUUCGACGUCAUAUGAGAAAUCAUUAUCGAAAGAAACCCUUAAGAUGCUCCAAGUGCGGUAAAGAGUUUCAAUCUGGACAAUGGCUGAAGAAACAUAAGGUAGUCCAUACCAGAAAAAAAACACAUACUUGUUCUAAGUGUGGUAAAAGAUUUGUUAGAAAAUCAAAUAUGACCAGACACAUGAGAAUUCACACAGGAACCUUUAGCUGCUCUGUGUGUGGCAAAAACUUUGCUCUAGUAAGUAGUCUGACCUCACACAUUAGAAUUCACACGGGAGAAAAACCCUUUAGCUGCUCUGUCUGUGGCAAAAAAUUUACUAAUAAAACAUAUUUGACCAGACACAUGAUAAUUCACACGGGAGAAAAAGCCUUUGGCUGCUCUGUGUGUGGCAAAAGAUUUACUCUAUCAGGUGGUCUGGCCUCACACAUGAAAAUUCACACGGGGGAAAAACCCUUUGACUGCUCUGUCUGUGGCCAAAAAUUUAUUAAAAAAACAAAUAUGACCAGACACAUGAGAAUUCACACAGGGGAAAAACCGUUUGGCUGCUCUUUGUGUGACAAAAAAUUCAUUCAAAGAGUUUCUCUGACCUCACAUAUGUUAAGUCACAAGAAUGGAAAAGAAACAUUCAGUCGCGUUAGUCCACAAGAUUGCCUAAAAGAAUACUCAAGUCUUCACGUGAAUGAGAAACACUUGUGCUGCUCUGUGUGUGGUGAAAUAGUUAGAUUAUGGACUAAUCGGAAACUUAGUAUGGCCCAUUACACAGGAGAGAAACCCUUCUGCUGCUCUUUUUGUAUUGAGAGAGUUCAGCCUCAUCCAACACUUGACAGCAAAUCAGAGGGAUGAUAAAUCCUUUGACAAUCAAGUUUCAGAGCAUCUUCAGAACAAAGCCUCAUAAGAACAAAACUGAAGAGAAUUUUCUGUACCUGAGACUGAUGACGCUUGUUAUUGGAAGGAGACCGGAGAACAUCAGUAUUGUUUACCUUCUGAAAAAAGGUGAAUUUCUUUUAGUGUUAUGAAAUGUGAUACUGUUGAGAAACCAAUGUUGGUACAGUAAUACAACCUCAGUUGCAAAAAAGU
Messenger RNA from Cheilinus undulatus (humphead wrasse), 1750 nucleotides. RefSeq names its product zinc finger protein OZF-like. The transcript has 2 exons. Gene Ontology annotation, biological process: regulation of transcription by RNA polymerase II. Gene Ontology annotation, molecular function: DNA-binding transcription activator activity, RNA polymerase II-specific; RNA polymerase II cis-regulatory region sequence-specific DNA binding. Lineage: Eukaryota; Metazoa; Chordata; Actinopteri; Labriformes; Labridae. Gene Ontology annotation, cellular component: nucleus. Bases 116 to 1516 code for a protein of 466 amino acids. The record is from RefSeq and is a predicted model, not a curated record.